AUGCCCCGUCGCAAGGCCGCUGAGCGCACGCUGCCGCAUAAGUCGCGCUCCCGCAACGGCUGCCUGACGUGCCGCAAGAGGAAGAUCAGAUGCGACGAGGGCAAGCCCCUCUGCUCCAACUGCCGCGACAAGGGCCUGCAGUGCCUCCGCGGCGUCACCCUGAAAUGGGAGCAGGAGUAUGCUUCUCGCGGUCUAGCCUUCGGCCGCAGCGGAAUCUGGAGCAAGCAUGGCGCCUCGCAGGACGAUGCUCCUCGCCGCGUUUCCGACGUGGUGCACUGGCUCCCGCUGCCCUACAUCCAGCCCUACCACUUCGUCAACAGCACCAUCGAGGGCUUUGAAGAAUCGCUAGCUGAGCAGGAAGAGCUCAGUUGGUUUUCCACCGCCGACGAUGGCUUCCUCGCCCUUUCUCCCCGCCCUGGCUCGUCCUCGUCCUCCAUCUCCGGGUACGGUCAGGGGGGCCAGAUGAUUCCGCUCGGCAUGCACCCGCAACCCGCAAUGCUCCUCUCGCCGACCGAGUUCCCCCAGCUUGAGAAUCCUUCCCAUGCCCCGUUGCUGGACUAUUACAUCCAGAAACUGUGUCCUCUCACCACCCCGAGCGUCCGCUCCGAUUCGCCCUUUGCCUCCCUCAUCCUUCCAUUUUCUAUCCACGCCUCAUCUACAGCCCUCAACUCGGUCCUCGCUCUCUCUGCACGACAUCUUUCGAAGUCAAACCGGACGUGGAAAUCGGUUGCCAUGCAGCUCGAGGGCAAAGUGCUCCAUUCUCUCCGACGACGUCUCAUGACCGACGACCCGGUGUGCGUGGCCCUGGAUCCCGAAGUCCCCACCAUCAUGAUGAUGCUGUGUCUCUACGAAAUCAUCAACAAGUGCGAUGCGCGCUGGGUCGUCCAUUUGCACGGUGCCCGCGACCUGAUCCGCACCCGCCGCCGGCUCCUCACAAACGCCAGGCGCAACAGCACCAGCAACACCAACAACGACCUGCUCAACUUCUCCGAGCGCUUCUUCGCCUACCAAGACGUCAUCGGCCGCACCGCCUGCGGCGAGGUCCCCAUCUUCGGCGAGGACUACUGGGACGCCAGCGACGCCACCGCCGACCCCUGGCUAGGCUGCUCGCCCAAGCUCGUCUCCAUCAUCUGCUCCAUCACCGAACUAUCCCGCGCCCGACGCCGCCGCUGCUCCCCCUCCUCCCCCUCCGCUUCUCGAACCCCCUCCUCCUCCUCCUUCUCCUCCUCCUCCCGAACCUCCUCCUCCCCACCCGCCUCCUCACCAUCCGACACCAGCAACCCCGCCCACGCCUUCGCCCUCGAAGCCGCCGCCCUCGAAACGCGCCUCAACAGCAUCCGCCAACUCGUCCCCGACGCGCCCCACGACGCGGCCCUGCGCCGCUGCGCCGAAGCCAAGCGCCUCGCCGCCAUCGUGUACCUGUACUGCGCCCUCUACGGCGCCUCGCCCGCCACCCCGCUCGUCGCCGCCCACGUCCGCCAGGUCCUGCGCCUCAUCCACGACGCCAUCACUACCACCACCGCCGCUGCUCCUUCCACCAACGCCGCCGGAUUGAUCUGGCCGCUCUUCGUCGCCGCCGUCGAGCUCGAUCCGCUGGACGAUGAGCUGUGGGUCGAUGAAUGCACGGGCCGGCCUGUUUAUGGCCGCCCGUUGGUGCUGCGCGCCUUCGACAGGCUGGCCAAGGCGAGCAUCAGCAACGUGGUGCGUACGCGCGAUGUUGUGAGUAAGGUGUGGGCGAUACGGGAGAGGGAGAUGGUGGUGGGCGGGAGUCCGGUGUCGGCGCCGGCGGUGAUGGUGAGGGAAGGGGGCGAGGGAGAGGAGGCGGAGAGGAAUGAUUGGGAGAGGUGUGUGGCGCCGCUGAGUAUCAAUAUGAGCUUGGUUGGUUGA
Diplodia corticola is the source of this 1887-nucleotide messenger RNA. Its product is annotated as c6 zinc finger domain protein. Gene Ontology annotation, cellular component: nucleus. Gene Ontology annotation, biological process: positive regulation of transcription by RNA polymerase II. The record is from RefSeq and is a predicted model, not a curated record. Bases 1 to 1887 code for a protein of 628 amino acids. NCBI's taxonomy places the organism in Eukaryota, Fungi, Ascomycota, Dothideomycetes, Botryosphaeriales, Botryosphaeriaceae. The transcript is spliced from 3 exons. Gene Ontology annotation, molecular function: DNA-binding transcription factor activity, RNA polymerase II-specific; zinc ion binding; transcription cis-regulatory region binding.